Messenger RNA from Cataglyphis hispanica, 1292 nucleotides. RefSeq names its product venom acid phosphatase Acph-1-like. Gene Ontology annotation, biological process: dephosphorylation. Gene Ontology annotation, molecular function: phosphatase activity. The record is from RefSeq and is a predicted model, not a curated record. Lineage: Eukaryota; Metazoa; Arthropoda; Insecta; Hymenoptera; Formicidae. The coding region runs from base 35 to 1243 and encodes 402 amino acids. The transcript has 7 exons.
GUGAUUAUAAAAUUCAGAUUUUUCACAAACAAUAAUGAUGCAGCAUUAUAUUUUACCCCAUCAUCGUUCGGCGCUGUUAUUAUUCCUUUGCUACGCCGCGUUGUCCAUCACGAUUGCACAAUAUUGCAUGGAAAAAGAGCUCAAUCUAAUUUGUAAUAAAAAGCAACCAGUGCUUCAUUUGGAAUUGGUUCAAGUAUUGAUGAGACAUGGAGAACGGACGCCGUUACUUAAAGAAACGUAUCCCAAAGAUCCAUAUAAUGAAUCAACUUAUGAACCAUGGGGUAUCGGCCAAUUAACCAAUCAAGGAAAACUGACGGAAUAUCGAAUCGGUACAAUGUUGAGACAACGUUACAAUCAUUUUUUGGAAUCGAUCUAUCACCCGCGUGACAUCUAUGCUGUCAGCUCAGAUACCGAUCGAACAAAGAUGUCUCUCCAAUUGAUGUUAGCAGGAUUAUAUCCUCCGGAUACAAUACAAAUAUGGAAUCCAGAUUUACCGUGGCUUGCCAUUCCUACGCAUUAUAUGCCUAAAAGAGUGGACAUGCUAUUAAAGCCUGAAGGUUGUCCAAUAUAUCAGACAGCUUUAACAGAAGUAAAAAGAAUGAAAGAAAUACGUGAUAAAAUCGCAGUUCACAAAGAUUUCUUUAAAUUUUUGAGUGAAAAAACGGGAUUAGUGAUUGAGGAACCUUUACUCGUUUACGAAAUGUACAAUCUACUAACGGCGCAGAAAACUAUGAAUUUAACAUUACCAGAAUGGUGCACCGAUGAAGUGUACCGGAAAAUGCAGGAUCUAAUGGUGUUAGAGUACGAAAUCCGUUCGUAUACAACUCAGUUGAAACGAUUGAACGGCGGUAUGCUAAUCAAAAAAUUCAUCGAUAAUAUGAACGCGAAAAGCAUUCCGCGCAAAAUGUACGUGUAUAGCGGCCAUGAAGUGAAUCUCGCGGCAUUCGCCAGAGCACAUAAUAUCAGCGAGCCGAAAAUACCGGCUUAUGGAUCAAUGUUUAUAUUCGAGAAGUUGCGGGAUGAGGAAAGCAAUUUUUACAUCAGAAUCAUUCUGUGGAACGGAUCCACGGAAAAAUUGCUGACUAUUAAGCUGGCAGGCUGCGACGAAAUAUGCCCUUUGAAAACUUAUUUGGAGCUCGUUCGCGAAAUAAUACCUUCAGACGUGGAGGUAACUUGUUUGUGGAACAAUAUAACCAGAGAAGAAGCAUUGGCACUCUUUGCUGAAAAAUUAUAUCAAAAUUAAUAAAAUUUUAUGUAUGAGUAUUAUAUAAAUAUAGAUUAAAUAGAAAUUU